This is a messenger RNA of Phycodurus eques (leafy seadragon), 1388 nucleotides long. It is a transcript of the gene ccl44, whose product is annotated as chemokine (C-C motif) ligand 44. The transcript has 5 exons. Gene Ontology annotation, biological process: lymphocyte chemotaxis; immune response; positive regulation of ERK1 and ERK2 cascade. Gene Ontology annotation, cellular component: extracellular region. The record is from RefSeq and is a predicted model, not a curated record. NCBI's taxonomy places the organism in Eukaryota, Metazoa, Chordata, Actinopteri, Syngnathiformes, Syngnathidae. Gene Ontology annotation, molecular function: CCR chemokine receptor binding; chemokine activity. The coding region runs from base 75 to 455 and encodes 126 amino acids.
GAGUCAUAUAAGAGAGGCAGCAGACAGAGAGAGAGGUGAGCGACGAGAUCAUCAUCCUCUCUGCCAGCCUCAUCAUGUUCAUGCUGCAGAUGUUGACUGUUAUCUCCCUGACUGUUCUCCUCCUGGCAUCUGUGCAAGGAAAAGGUGUGCAAAUGCAGCGGGAUGUUCAGUGCUGCAUGUUGUAUUCCCAUGGCAAGGUGCGCACCAAGGACGUGCUGCGGUUUGAGGUGCAGACCGAGGGGCCAGACUGCAGUAUACAAGCCAUCAUUCUUUACACCAAAAAGGCGGUGAAGUGUGCUGACCCCAGGGACCGUAAGGUAAAGAGGUUGCUGCGGAAGCUCCUGCAGAGACAGCGGGCCAAGGCCCAUCGAACAAUGUGGCUCCUUCCUCACGACAACCUACCCGUCAUGACAGAGGAGAAGAAAGACAACUGGGCCAUCCUCAAUAUGCAGUGAUAGAAAAACAUCAAAUAUGGAGGAAAAUGAAUAGUCGUAGGCCAAGUAAACUGUCAGCAGCUUGUCACCCUACAGUAAAACAGCAGUUAGCUGACUCUCCAGUCGUCUUGUCUCUCUCGCUCCAUAUCACAACUAUCUGUCUGCAGUGGACCAGACCUGGGCAGCAAUAUAUAUUUAAAUGGCAUUAUAUAUUUAAAACAUGAACUGUGUCUGACAGAUUGUGAAAGUGAGGAGGAGGAGGAGGAUUGAUUUGUAAGAUAUGCGGGUUGAAUUGAUCUAAAAUGGCUCUUACUGUUAUUUGCCAGAGUCUGCCUCAAAAGUGUCUCCCUCUCUCCAUCCAUAACGUCUUUGUGCCUGAUCUGUGGAACAGCAUAUAUAUAGUAUAAAUGAGCAGUGAUUUAAAUAUCGUCCUAAAGCAAGGUACUUAUAUGCUUGUUUGUGCUUUGUAAAUGUUCACAUUCAUGUGUAACUGCUCUGAGUAAGUAGUUCAGGUUUUGUGGGUGCAGAACCUAUAGGGGAGCAUUUUUUAUUCAAGUGACUUGCACCUUGUUAUGUACAAUCAAGGUUUCACAGUCCCUUUCAGACUUUGACCUCCCGUUUGUGACUGUUAUAAAACUGAACUCGAAAUGUGAAACCUGUGAAAAAGCAAUCUGUCUGUUCUUUAUCUUGACUGUUCAUAGAGUAACCCUAGCAUCAGCGUUUCAAACCAGCUAUUUAAUCCUAUCUGCAUUCAUCAUCGUCACCACUACAUAGUCUGCCAUUAAACUAUGCCAAAGUACUCUUCUUGAUUCCGUUCACCAUGUAACUAGGCUGUUCAAUCUUUGAGGGCUCGAUUGUGUGUUAAGCACCCAAUCAUUGUAUUGUAGAAGAAUACACUGUACGAUGAAACACACUAUGUCAAGUGAACAAUUUUAUAAAAACAACCUGAAAUAA